Podarcis lilfordi (Lilford's wall lizard) is the source of this 18030-nucleotide messenger RNA. NCBI's taxonomy places the organism in Eukaryota, Metazoa, Chordata, Lepidosauria, Squamata, Lacertidae. The record is from the annotation of a GenBank genome assembly.
CAGAAUAUUUUUUUUCUUGUUUUCCUCCUCCAAAAACUAGGUGCGUCUUGUGGUCUGGUGCAUCUUAUAGAGUGAAAAAUACGGUAGGUUAACUGUAUUUUUAAGAACCCCCCCCCCCAAGAGAAUGUUCAGAAAUUGGGACUCAGCAAUUUACUAGAACAUAAACGUAGGACUUAGAGAUGGAUCACAUGCCACUGUGAAAACAAUGUGGGCAGAAAGUUAAACUGUAAUUACAGUGUAUGAAAACGGUAUUUUAAAUUCUGCAAAUAACAUUUAAGAUAUUGAGUUUUUAAUAUCGCUGUAUUUAUUAUAUAUAAUGUGUGUGUAAAUGUUGUUUUAAAAAGAGAGAAUGUAAAGUACCCGAUAAAGCUAAGUGGAAGCAACAAAAAACACACAAUCACAACUUAGUUUUUCUGGAUUAAUACUUAUUACUGAUUGCAUUGUACUGGUGGCAGUGAAGCCCUGCUGCCUACAGUAGUACCCUUUUAACCUUGAAAGAAACAGAAAAGAGUUUGAAACAAGGUGCUGAAUGCAAGUGAGAUUCGAUGAUGGGAGAGAGAGAGAGAGAAACAGUGGAACACGCAAGCUGAAGUUGGGGCGCUUAUCUGGAAAAGCAGAGAUAGGUGGUGUGUGUGUGCUAUCAAAAGUGGUAGAUUGCAAGGGCAGGUUAGCCUAGCAGAGCCAGACAUACCCUUAGGCAAAAUGCCAUGACCACCUCAGGUGGUAGCAGUGAGCUGUUGCUCCUGUGUUACUGGCCAUUGCCCUCUGUUGGAAGACAGAGCUGUUUAUGCCACACAACCUGACCUGGGACCCUAACUUAGUCUGCUGCCCCAGGUGCGGUGGAGGGUGCUAUUCCAUUCCCUUCUCCCUCAGGCUGAAAAAUAUCCUGGGCAGGUCCUGAGGUCAGAUCAUUCUCACAGAAAGGAGACACAGCGAGAGAGAAGAGGUGCAAUUGUGUGGUGUGUAAAGAGACAAUGACCCAACUGCCAUGGCAACGAGAUCAUAGUCCUGCUUUGCAAUAUCUAGCAAGACAGGAAGGAGCAGCCUGGUGAUCACAAUGGCGUCUCACAAUACUGUGAGACUUGGAACUUCUCAUGGGAAUUCAGAAAGAGGUGGGCACUGGUAGAAGACAGGGGGUAGGCGGAACUAAUAAUUAUAGUUUUGUCCCCAUUCUCCUCCCUGCCGAGUUGUACAUGGUCAACACUGAGAGCUAAAGAUGAAGUGGAUAGGUUGUGCUAAUCCCUGAAGUGUUUGUAAGCAAGAUGUCAGGCAGGUGGGGACUGUCUGAGAGCAGGAUGAAGUAGAUGGUGCAAAGCCCCAUUCAUUUUUAUAGACCAGUCUCCACUGGGCAGCAUGCAUAAGGCUGGCUUUAGAACUGUAUGUAAAGACCAGAUGGCAACAAGCCAAGAAAGGUAGACACUGCAGGCUGCAAGUCCAGGGAAGAAGAGAAGGAAAACAAAGGUGAUGAUUGCCAGCACAUUUCUGCUGAAGCUCGGAAAAUGGCCACACUCCUUCUACAGUCUGUGCAGAAUAGGGGAGAGGGCAAGGUCAGCUGGUGUAAAGUGUGUGGAACACUCAGUGGACAGCAGAGAAGGGGGAAGAAAGACACAACUGACAGAAACCCAUAAGGCAGGGGUGGGGGGGAUCCUUUUUCAUCCUGAGGAAUGCAUACCCUUUUGGGAGCCUCAUGGUAAUAUCAGGCCAGAGGCAAAAGUGGGCAGAGCAAUGAAUAUACAUUUCACUUUGGUACAGCAGGCUGGUUUCUUCACAAAAAAGGCAUUAUCCGAGUUCAACAUCACAUUCCAGCCAGGCAAAAAUGCUCAAGGAAGGGGGUGAGGUAAGACUGGUGAGGGCUUUGGUCUGGGGAUAGUGUGGCCAGGGAAGAGUCCCAAAAGAGACCUGGAGGACUGCAUUUGGCCCACAGGCCUGAAGUUCCACAUCCCUGAUGCAUGAGGUGAGGCCAGAGACACAGCCAAAGGUAAGGCACUGAGGAUUUUGAGCAGGGAACUCUGUCUCACUUGGUAGCUUCCGUGCAGAGAAAACUGCUAAUCUCUGCUGCACCACCACCACACAGGGCUAGAUAAGGUACUGCAACUUUCAACACCAGCAAAAUUUAGUGCUGUGAGCAGCUUUUGAUAGCUGCUUUCUUUGGGCUUGGCUGCUCAAACUAAUUUCUUGCUCAGAACAGGCUGAGCUGUUAUGGAGUACCUGAGAGCUGUGCUGAACAGCUGGCCUGCCUCUUGGCUAACAACCAUCCCAUUCCAGCUCUGGUGAUGUGAGUGUCCCACUGCCUCUGGAAAGAAGCUGUGGGGAUGGCUUUUUGUUUUGCUUUUUGCACCAUAUUUUACCAGCCAAAAUGUUGGCUGCAGGCCUGCAACUGAGAUUCAUUUCAGUAGAAUCACACUUAGGCAUCAUGAACUUCCCCGGGCUGGAGCUAUUAAAAUUUAUUGCAACUGUUUGAUUGUUACCUGGAAGAAAAUAUAUUCUUUAAUAUCUUUUCAGCUGUAACGUGGGGAAUAAUGCUAAGCUGUAAAAUGCCUGUUUUUGAAUUGCUUCAUGGAUCAUAGGAAUGCCUGGAGGCCAAACGGUAGCCUGGUGCCACAUUGACUGUAGUUCGGUUAGUGAGGAGAGAGUUUAACCACCAGCCAAAUCUGGGCUUAGCCAAGUGGUGUGGGAGCAAAAAAGUGGCAACGUAAGCCAGAGUGAGGGAACAUUUGGCCCUUGAGACUUCAUUUCCCAUCAUCCCUGGCCAUUAGUCAUACUGGCUGAUGGGAGUCGGAGUCCUAUAUGUACUUUUCCUUGCUUAUUUGUUUGUUUUGUAUCACAAAAAACCUUAAUUGCAUACAGAGCACCAAAGGUUCCCUAUUCCUCUAUCAGCCACAGUUUGGCUUACCGCGUUGUGGGAACCAGGCCAGUGUGUGUAGCUAUGUUAAAUCUUUUCCGUUUCCUUUCAACCCUGCUCACACUUACUUGGGAGUAAGGCCCCCCCCCAUGGAACCUACUUGCGAGUAAACGUGCCUUAUUCAGCCUAUGAGCUGGCAGCUCCCUUCCCAUUGGCUGCUUCUGGCCAUCGACGAGAAUUAUUAGACGGGGGAGCCACGUCCGUUGGGAUUUACAACCGUCUCCCCUGCUGCGAGAAACCGCGCGCGACGCACCUCUUUAAAGAAAGCGACCCCUCCCACCUGUCCUCGUGCCGCUCCGCCGGGGUUCAAGGGCUCCCAUUGGCAGGCGGCCGCCGUCAAUCUUUGUGAGGCGUCACGCGAAAAAAGCAGCCGGCGCAAACUCAGACGGGCGAGUGCGGCAGAUGCGCGUGUGCCACACGGGUGAGAAGGCGUGGCGCGGCUUCGUGUUCUCCCCCCUCUGUACAAGAGAAGGAAGCAUUAUUUCCCCCCACCCACCUCCGUCCUAGGCGGUAGGAACCUGCCUGGGCGACAAGGUUGGCAGGUGGUAAUGUGAGGGGGUUCAAGUAAUUCCUGCCCUGCCGCCGUCGGCGCUGAGCUCCUUUCCCUUUUGCCUCCUCACUCCCUGUCUCGGUUUCUCAAGGGAAGGGGAAGCGGUCGGUCGUGAGGGCUUGGGAAAAGGGCCCACAGAAGGGCGGGAAGGGCGAGGGCCAGUGGAGACGCUCACACGAGCUGGGCGAAGCGACGGGCUCAAUUCGAACAGUUUCGAAAGCAGGCCGUAGAAACGGCCUUUCUCCAUUUUCUCGCCUUUCCGGAAACAACCGAGGGAGCCCCGGGGUUUAAAGCAAACCACCCCGAGAAAGAGCCGAGGAGAAAAUGGAAAGACGGGGUAGAAACGGGAACGGCAGGCGAGCCGGCCUUGCCGUCCUCCCUCUCACCCACGGAUGCGGCCUGUAGGCCCUGCCUCUGACCCUUCGCACCCCUGUUCUUGGUUAAGAUUGGUCCCCCUGCCUAUAAGGUAUUGGGAAGCGGGGUAGGGGGAGCCGGCCGGUAGGCCGAAAGCCUGAGGUCCAAACUCCCCGGAAGUUUUGUCGCUCCAAGUUGGCAGACUUGCGCAGCCCAGAAGUCUCGAUUUGGCCAUAUCACCGGCACGUGGGCCGCUUUAGGAUCUUGCCCCAGAAAUGCCUGGUUUUGGAGUUUCUGUUGGGGUCGAUGCCACCAUUAGCUCCUGUUCGCGGGAGCAUCAGGGACCUGGGUAGCGGUGGAGGCUCUUCGAGAAACCACCACACCCAAAUCUUGAAAAUAUUGUGUUCAAAAGAGGAGGCUUCGGGCGCCCUUCUAGUAAAAGAAAACAAACGCCGCCUCUAUAGAAAAGUCACAAGGUGGUUUUGAGUUUCAUAUUAGAAGCCAUGGGGUUAGCGCUCCUCCCCUAUCAAGUAAAUAAUUAAAUAAAAGUAACUGAGGACCUGACACUCCCCCAAAUGCCCAUGUUAGAAGCACUACUAAAAUCGUGAAUGUGUGCACCAGGAGUCUAGAAAUCUCUGAUGGCACGUUCUUUGUUAAAAUCCGGCAAAUGGGGGGGGGGGGGUAGAAAAAUUUCUAGUGCAGUAUAUUUCUCGUGGAAAUGCACCACUUUCUGUGCCUGGCACAAGGGGCUCACCAGUAUCUCUAGGAAGGAUGAGGUUUGGAUCUCUUGAGAGCAUCAAUAAAAUGCACUGUUUCAUAAAAUGAAUUGUUCAGUGCCGUAAUUAUUCCUUCAAACAGAGUAAGGAAAGUGCAUGCUACUUGCCAUGUUUUACAAUAUUUACAGGUAUUUCAACAAAAACAAUUUUCAAGUAAACAUUUGAAUCAGUUUGAAUAUAUAUAUAUUAAUCACAUUGUGCAAACCCUUCCUAAUAAGAGACAUUAAUUGACUUGCUUUGGGGGGAAAGGUUUUUAUAUAGCAUGCAGAAUUGAGCGAUAUUAUGUAUAAUAAAUGUAAGUCAAACAUGCUAAAUUGGAUCCUAGUUGAAAACCUGCAUAUUAAAUCUAUGUUUUAAUAUGGAACAGACUUUCUUGGGAGGUGGUGGACUCUCCUUCAUUAGAGGUUUUUGGCACAGGUCAGAUGGCCUUCUGUCAUGGAUGCUUUAGUAGAGAUUCCUACAUUGCAGGGGGUUGGGUACCUUCGGGGUACCUUCUAAGUCUACAAUUUCAGAGAAUCUAGGCUCAGCAAUAUGUAUGCACUGGGAAUCCUGGCUUAUAAGAAAGAAAGAAAAAGGUUAGUUGCAAACAAGCCAACUUCAAAGCUGGUUAGUUUGAGCAGAGAUCUUUUGAAAUAAAAAGUAAGCUCAGCAAGUACUCCUUGCCACAUGAGAAGGGAAGGGGACUACUGAACCCAACGCUUUGUCUUACCAGAAAAUGUGGUUAUUUGCAUUAACAACAGAAAUUGAUUGCUAAUCAAAUAGUUCUUAGCACCUAUAAAUGGUUAACUGUGUUUCAGUUCUAUUUUGUUAUUUUAGCUUCUUCCCAUUACAGAUAAUAGCUUCUAGAUGAAAGAGGGAGGAUCACAUUUGAAAUAAACAAGAAUUACUGAGUCCAUUUAGCAGUUUAUAAAAGCAUUUUCAGAAGCUUGCAGUUCAUUGCACAUGCACAUUUAUCUAAAGUAAUUCUGCUUAUGCACUAAUAAAGCUAAAGCGCUAUAAACACUUUAAACAUUUUAUUUCACUUUGCUAGUUUAUAUUAUAUUCAUACAGUGUUUUGGGGUUCAGGAAGAGACUGUAUAAUAAAACCAUACAGCAUGUACUAAAAUCUACAUUAAAAAUUGAUACAUAACUUAAAACAUGAUUCUGGAAAUUAGCAAGCAUAUAUAGAUAUAUCAUGAAUUUUCUUUGAAAUAUAUCAGGCUACUUAAACAUGUAACUGCUUUUCAAUAAAGGUUUUUCAAUAAUAAGAUCUUGACAUGAAAUAAGAAAUUGUGCUUUCUGUUUAAGCAACACUAUGAACAUUCUAUCAGUUUGCAGAAGACGUUACAGCAAUGAAUGAAGAACACACAGAUGUAACGAAUGGGUGCAGUAAAGUCAGAACUGGUACUCAGAAUGAGGCUGCCUUAUUGGCUCUUAUGGAAAAGACUGGCUACAACAUGGUUCAAGAAAAUGGACAACGAAAAUUUGGUGGACCUCCACCGGGUAAGAAAGCAAACCUGUGUGUUUUGAGAAUGUUAAGCUUUGGAGUGGGAGUGAGGGAACAGAUUUUGAAUUAAUACGUGUAAUGUAGGUCAAUUUAACAUUGACUGAGAGCUCUGUAGUUAGUUUUUCAAAGAGCGCAUAUCCUUUUUGUGCUUAAUGUUACAGGAAACUACUUUCUAUAAUUUGACCUAUCCCAGCUUAAGAUAAAGUAACUGGAUUCAAGUUGAUUUAUUCCUGCUUGUUAGACUAGGCUAUAAUUCUGACCAAAUUUUGCAGUAAAUUCAGUUGAAAUCACUAACUAGCAGGAAUGGGGUAGGGGAAUAGAACUGUUAAACUAUUUUCAAACUCCAUUAAUAAAACAGAUAUUUUACCCCAUCUGUUUAUCAUACAGGAAGCAACAAAUUAUAAAUUUCCUAAUGUGUUAAGACAUGUAUGUUAAAGUUCUUAUUGGCAAUGUAUCUUGUCUCACAGCAUUUGUAAUAAUGUGCUGAACAAUUUUUUUAAGGUUGGGAAGGUCCACCACCACCUCGAGGCUGUGAAGUUUUUGUAGGGAAAAUUCCCCGUGAUAUGUAUGAAGAUGAACUAGUUCCUGUUUUUGAAAGAGCUGGGAAGAUCUAUGAAUUUAGACUGAUGAUGGAAUUUAGUGGUGAGAAUCGUGGAUAUGCAUUUGUAAUGUAUACAACCAAAGAAGAAGCUCAGCUUGCCAUUAGGAUCCUUAAUAAUUAUGAGAUCCGUCCUGGAAAAUUUAUUGGUGUUUGUGUAAGUUUGGAUAACUGCAGACUAUUUAUUGGAGCUAUCCCAAAGGAAAAGAAGAAAGAGGAGAUCUUAGAUGAAAUGAAAAAAGUUACAGAAGGUGUAGUAGAUGUUAUUGUUUAUCCAAGUGCAACUGACAAGACAAAGAAUCGUGGUUUUGCAUUCGUAGAAUAUGAAUCCCACAGAGCUGCAGCUAUGGCACGAAGAAAAUUGAUUCCUGGUAAAUCUUUGUUUUUCAUAUAAAGUGUAAACACAUUCUUUUCAAGCACUUCAUUCCUAGAAAUGGACUUCACUAAGAGCUAACCUUGAUGAGAUAGUGGCAGGUUCUUGUUCCCUAGCCAUGUAGAAAGGAGUGGUGAAUCUGAUUAAGAACAAAAUGGGCAGCACAUAGGUGAGGAAUGCUGAAUUAUACCCCGGCUACAGUUUACCUUGAAGCCUGUGUUCAAGUCCUUUUCUCCCACACACUUGUUCUUAAAAUUGGACCACCAUUUCAUAGAGUCAAUUUGGGUUUUUAUUAUACUGAUCUGCUGCCAUCACAGCUAGUUCAGCCCUUAACAUACUGAAGUGAGAAAUGAAGAAAUGACAAUGAGCCUUCUUACAUAAAGCAAUUUUGUAUUUUUCCUGUGUAGCCGAGAGUUGAUUUUUGGCUUUCUUCUGAUUUGGUUCCCUGCAAAUCAGCCACGAUGCCCCAUCCCACAUUGCUUAUGACAGCCAUAAACCAUUUGGAAAGACUUUUGGGGGUUGUGGGGUGAAGGAAGAAGUAGAUGAACAUUCUUAGGUAACUAUGGAAAAUGUUAAAAAUUGAUGCAUUUUCAUUUCGUUUUUCUUUCAUAGGAACAUUCCAGUUGUGGGGCCAUACUAUUCAGGUUGAUUGGGCAGACCCAGAAAAAGAGGUUGAUGAAGAAACCAUGCAGAGAGUCAAAGUAUUAUAUGUUAGAAACUUGAUGAUCUCGACUACGGAAGAAACAAUUAAGGCUGAAUUUAACAAAUUUAAACCAGGAGCUGUUGAGCGUGUAAAGAAACUUCGAGAUUAUGCUUUUGUUCAUUUUUUCAACCGAGAUGAUGCAGUUGCUGCUAUGUCAGUAAUGAAUGGGAAAUGCAUUGAUGGAGCUAGCAUUGAGGUAACACUGGCCAAGCCAGUAAACAAAGAGAGUACCUGGAGACAACAUCUGAAUGGACAAAUUAGUCCCAGUUCUGAAAACCUCCUUGUCUUUGCAAACAAAGAAGAUGGUCACCAAAAAUCACUACCAAAGCCAGCCAGUCUCCCAAUUCGACUUAAUGGACAGCACAGUCCAAGUCCUCCCGAAAUUGAAAGGUGUACUUACCCAUUUUUUCCUGGAACAAAGCUUACUCCAAUUAGCAUGUACUCAUUAAAAUCUAGUCAUUUUAGUUCUGCAGCAAUGCAGUUAGAUUAUUACUGCAACAAAAAUAACUGGGCUCCUCCAGAAUAUUACUUGUAUUCAACUACAAGUCAAGAUGGAAAGGUUCUACUAGUGUACAAGAUUGUUAUUCCUACUGUUGCAAAUGGAUCCCAAAGUUAUUUUAUGCCAGACAAACUCUGCACAACAGUCGAAGAUGCAAAAGAAUUAGCAGCACAGUUUGCACUGCUACACUUGGGUAAGUUCUUAAAACUUUUAUUAGUGUUGUUGUGGUUCUUGGUGUUCAUUAUUUUAGCAGGAUGAAUAAUUUAAAGCAAAUAAGACUUCAUAGUAGCCCCUGGUGAUUAGUAAGCAAGCUGUAUGGAAAAGCCUGCAUUUUAUACCCCAGAGAUACUUUAGAAUCUUUUACAUACACCAAGGGAUGUAGAGACUUUGUACUUUUUGCCUCAGAAUGCACCUGUCAGAUACUCAGUUUCAUCUUUUUAACUGUCAAGCAGCAGCAUGCUAGAGAGCAAGAAUACAUUUAAUCUUCAGUGUAAAUCUGAUUUUCUUUGUUGUUUUGGACCAUGUUCAUCUGGGAUCUUUGCCUUUAAGAUUGAGGCUUCUUCUAGUUUUAUUGAAAAGGCAGUGGCAGUUAAUUUUCAUUUCAAUCACAUACUUGCGUUGGGGGGGAUUGCAGAAAAAUAAUGAUACAGUAAAGUUGUUUGGGGAUGGAGUUACGCAAAUGCAUUAACUUUUCUCAGGGGUUUGGGAGGCAUUUACUGUCCUUAGAGAUGUGUUUGUCAAGCACCAGCAUGUGGCCCUCAGAAGGUGAUACAGCUUUUGCAGUUGAAAAAGUUUCCCACCACUGGUUUUUUAAGCUAUGAGUGGUAAAAUAUUUCCCCAAACCUCUUCACCUUUCCUAGAAUCUUUUUACAAGCAAAUAGUCACUGUUUGCAAAAGCUACCCACUUCCUUUGUUAAAAGGACUAAUUUAUAGUUGAUAAGGCCUUAGAGGUUGUAAAAUAAAGGAUUUGUGAAAACUCAACCAGGAAAAGAUAAAGCAUGAUUGAGGUCACAUCUGCAGGAGAAAGUGCUAUCCAGGUACAUGAUUAAUGUUACAAAUCAGAAGACAUGUCGGACGGGUUAUGAAUUAAAUUAUUAUUGCCCAGCACUGUGCGUAUAUGCAGUUGUGCAUGAGUUGAUUGCAUGUAAGUGGGAGGAUGCCUGUACAGCAUUUAUAAUCUGAGGGAAGUCUCAGGCUCAGUCAGCUGUCAGUUUGGAUUUUUUUCAGUUGAUUAUACUUAGUUCUACCUUACUUAUUUCUUAAGUACCGUACUUAUUAUUGCUCUGAGUUACCUUUCCCCCAAAACUCAUUCCUUUUAUAUUAUUCUUGGAUCCAAUCUUGCAUAGCAGUAGCCUCCUAAUUGACUUGCCUGGUGUGACUUUUACAUGACUGAAGUAUUGUACUGUACAAUAUGGUCUGGUUGGUGAGGUUUGGUACUGCUGUCUCUGCCGACUUCUCGUAACCAGCAGUUUUAAGAAAGUGAAUACCCUAUUUCUUAGUGCUCAGACUACACAUUCUGUUGGAUAUUUUCUACUCCUGUAUUACAGGGGUUACUAUACUAUAAUCUUCAGAAUCGCUAUCAGGAUUAUAUGCCUAAUCUCUAUUGCAUUGUCUACUUCCUGCCAACUCAAAGUUCAGGUUAACUUUUAUCAAUAUAAAAGCUGGUAUUUGAGAAUUUUCAGCACAGUAGCUAUAAUAAACACUCCACUACCUUUUCUCAAUCUAAAAUUGAAAACUUUACAGAUGAUCUGUUUCUUGAAAACAUCCUAUUUGAUAUGCCCCAUUGAUAAUAUUUUGCUGCUAUGCAAAAUCCAGAAUUGUAGCUGAAGCCCUCAAGAGGAAAUAGGUAAAGUAAGACUAAAGGCAUAAUAAUACAUAUGGUUUGUAUAGCACUGCCAAGUAUUCAAAGUGCUUCAUGUGCAUUAUCUAGUUGUAAUCUCUACAACCUUGCAAGGCAAGUCAUUAUUUUCCUCCAUUUUUGGAGAUAUGUGGGGACUGAGAGAGGGGGAGAGGGUAUUGGUUAAGGCUACCUAGUCAGCUCAUGGUUGAGGUUAGAUUUGAACUAAAUUGUACCUCUAUUUUCAUCACUACUCUCUAUUACUUUUCAUAUUCACAUAUAAGUCAUAGUUAUAUGUGAGACUUGAAUGAUCUCCAGUAAGGAUGGGUGAAUCAGUCAAUUAUGGGUUCUUCCAAGUUUCUCAUUUUCAGUUUUCACAUUUCCCCAUCAGUUUGCAAUUAAAAUAACAAUCCACAUGAAAAUUCAUCAGAAUUUAGUGUGUAUUUUUCCUAAUAUAUUCAGAUUUGUAUGCAAUGUUGCAUAAUAUACACCAGGCACCCCCAAACUUAGCUGUUUUGGGACUACAAUUCCCGUCAUCCCUGGCCACUUGUCCUGUUGGCUAUGGAUGAUAGUUGUAGUCCCAAAACAGCUGGAGGGCCAAGUUUGGGGAUGCCUGAUAUACACAUUUGGCAGAACAGUUUCCCCUAAUAUUUUGCAUUGUACAUUGUUUCCACUAAUAUAUGCAUUUUUAUGCAUACUUUACUCCAGUACAUGCAUUUAUUUACACGUUACUUGGCUGGAAAACUGAAUUGAAAAAUUAGAAGAAUUUUUGAGGUUGUUUUGGUUCUUGUAUUGGUUUGGGAAGUAUGAAUCAAAUGCAAACUGUAUUGAAAUCUGUGACUAAACUUGUGUCAGUUUACAGUAAACAUUUCAUUUUCCUAUCUGUAUUAACAAUUUUCAAACAUGGCAGUUCAAGAGAGGCUUAAAAGUACAUUUGUUUAGUUAGAAGGCUGGCCACUUUUCAGACCAAUAGUGUCACAAAGUGCUUUAUAAUAACUAAAACACUUCAGUAACAAUAAUUAAAAUACAACAAUAAGACAAACAUAGAAUAAAAUAGACGAAAGCCAGCAUUGGAAUCAUGUCCCAACUAUUCUAGCUCAAUUGUCAACCUCACCCUGUUUUAAAACAAUAUUUCUUUAGAGCGUGUUUAAAAGAGAUAAGAAAUGGGGCUUUCCUGACUUCUACUGGAGUUGAGUUCCAUAAAUGGGGGACCACAUCAGAAAAGUCCUGGUUCUUUGUGUCUUAUCAGCCAAAUAGAUUUUACAGGCAGAAAUCUUAGGAUUUGAGUUGACUGGAAUAAGUACAGGAGAUAACAUAAAGUAAUAUGAACUCAAACUGUUCAGAGCUUUAAAUGUUAUCAACAAUUUUGGCAUGAUUGACUUAAUCUCUUGGUCCCAGGCAGAAGCAAGGCAGCCACACUUUGUACCAACUGUAGUUUCCAAUAUAUCUUCAAAGGCUAUUUGGAGUACAUUGCAGUAGUCUAGUCUGGAAAUCACUAAUGUGUGAAUGACUAUGGCAGGGUCAAAUUUCUGAAGAUUGGGUGGUACGACAGCUACAAACUUAUGUUGAUAAAAUGCACCCCUGUACUUUAUCUCACUCCUAGUCCUUUGAGGCCUAGUCAAGAGAAUAGAAACAGAACUACAAAGUAUGCCAACAGAAGGAAGGCCACAAACAAAAGAAUACAUUGAAUCCUUCCUUCUCUUGUGACAAUGGCAGUGCCCUCCAAGAGGCAGAAAUGCGUCUUACUGUUGCAUUUGAGAGAUGCACUCAGGACUUGCAUGUCCUAAGUUUACAGGAAUUAUAAUGAUGGGAUACUGUAUAUAGUCUUACAUAAAAGUCUUCCUGUUACACAGUUUUAGAAAUCAUUUUGGGGGAGUAAAUAUAUGAACACUUUGUCUUAAACAUUUUGUUCAUCAUUUUAAAGAAAAUAUUUCAUCAUCCAGAUUUUUCCAAUUUUUCAGAAAAAAAGCUUCUGAGGGGAAAAGGGGCCUUUAAAAAACAUACUAUGUUCCCUCCCUCCCCGGGGCCUUCACAUUUCUGAUUGUUUAUUAGAGAAAGGAACCAGCCUGCCACUUCACACAACAGGAUAACAACAACAAAUCUAACAUAGCUAGAGGUUGAGAGAUUUUUCAAACAGUCUAAAGUUGUACUUACCAUUCAGCUUUUGCAGUUAAGUACUUAUAACAUUAGAUGAAAAAUGUCCAUGUUUGGAAACACAAUUUAAAAUGUUAUUAUCAGAUGCUGAGAAGGGAGCUAUCACAGAAUUGUCAGUUAUUGGUAGAUAUGGAAACCAACUUUAAAUUAUCUGUAUUAAAAUGUAAGAAGAUCAUGGGUUAUACUGCCUCAAUGGACAUGUGAAAGUUUAUAGGAGAGAGAAAUAGUAAACAUUUUUCCUGUGCCAAUAUAUCUGAAAAUAAAUACAAAGUAACAGAUAGGUUUCCUUGUAUAAAAGGGAUUUUUUGUUUGUUUGGCAACUAUGUCCUUUACUAAAACCAAUGAGAGUCUGAUCAAGUUCAUAAUCGGCAAGACCCCUGUAUUUAGAUCUUGUUAUUUUAGUAUAUGUUAUGCAAAUUUAAACCCUGUGACUUCAAUGUACUAAGGAAACCUCUAGAUUGCUUUUAAUUAGAAAUGAAGAGCUCAGUACUUCUGGAACUUGUGCCUUGAGAUCAGCACUGCAACAGCAUGCUAUUCUUGCAUUCUUAGCUGGCAUAUUUGUGAAGGUGUAUUUUGCAAUGCCAACACAACAUAACAGUAUUGUACUGCAUAAUGAAUUUUGUGGUGGUUUUUGAUGAAUGACUUGGUGCCCUAGUACAGGAGGAUUGGGGGUUGUUAAUCAUAACUUCAGUGUGCGGAAGAUCAAUGCCCUAAAGUGAGCUGAGAACUAAAAAGUUACACGUACAUAGCAAACUGAAAAUGCAUAGUCCAGUUAAUUAAGUUCCAGAAUUCCAUACACUUUUGUUAGGGUUAACAUCACCUUGAAGAUUGUUACAUUCUGUCUCCACUGCUUGCAGAAAGGGUACAUAACCUCUCCAGUCUGGACCUGUGUAGGAAAAUUUGGAGAAAGUAAGCAGGUAAGUAACUUGAUUGAAGAAAAACAAAAUGGGCCAAAUUCAUGCCUGGUUAAACGCUUGGAAUUUUCCCCGGAAUGAAAUCGCCAUUUGCAGAGAAAUAACUUGUGCUUCGAUUAUUGCACUUUUAUUUUGAAUGUUGCAUGUAACUUCAGUAAUUAAUCCCCAAUAGUAAAGAGUCACAAAUUCUCCUCCAUUGUAAAGAGUGAUCAGGGUAUAUAUUUAACUAUUGGCAGAAAUAAUAUGAAAAUAUGUAAAUACAAUAUUUUUCCCUUUCAUAUUUUUUUAAUGGCACAAGGAAUUUCUGUGUGACAAAAAUCAUGCUUAAAUGAGGCUUUCUCUGACCUCCUUAAGUUGCAUAUAAACUAAUUGAUGUUUUAUUACUAUUUUUUCUGUCCCCCCACACCAUCCACUGAUAUCAAAAUGUCUUCUACCAUUCAUAAAGUUUUAUUUAUUGUAACUCCUUUUGCUUCUUUUUUGUCUCACCCCCCAAAUGCUGAUUUUACUGUCACACUAAAUUCUUUCCCUUUUCAUUUCACAUUUUUAUCUAGAUUAUGGCAGAAGCUUAUGCAUAUUAUUCAUGUUUAGCACCUAGUAUAUUGUUAGCAUGCCUAUAAAUAACGUUGAUGAUGUAGUGCCUGUGUUUUGGUUCAUUGAGCUUUAAAAUAUAUGUUGAAAAAUAAAUGGCAAGGUUUAUGAAGUCCAAGGAAUGAAGUUGGUCUGAACCUGUGUACUCUACUUUAACUGGAGGGCUGCAAAUUAAAUCAUUUCUAACCCCCCCCCAUGCCUCCCCCCCCCCCAAAUCUUGCCUAGUUCAGGAGAGUAGAUAUGCUAGUCUACUGUAGCAAAACAAGCCAUGAUAUUUAUGGCACUUUAAAAGACUUAAAACAAAGUUAUUGUCCAUGCAGGUUUUAAGAACUAUAGUAUAGCAUUUACAUUUUCCUAAUAAUACAGCUAUGUACUUGUUUUUAUUUUGAACCAAUAUGUAACUCCUCCAAGUCAUCUAGAACAGUGGUUCACAACCUUUUUGGUACAGCAACCAACAAGUUUACAUUUCCUUGCUGUGGUGAUCUAUAGCUUCAUUGUCGUGUGAAUUUUGUAUCUUAGGUCUUUGACAACAAUCAGCUUUGUGCAUUUUAAUGGCAAGUUUGCCUAUUUUAUAACCAACAACUUGAGGCACCCAAAACAAAUUUACUUAACACUCCAAUUAAUGUGCAGUUUGUUGAAAUAUUUAUAGUAUAGUACGGAUUCCAUUCGACUUCCAAGGUACGACGGUACUUACAAAGUGAUUCUCAGUUUUGUUUAUGGGAAUGUCAGAACACCCACCAUCUGGAUUGCAGGAUAUUGCUUCAAAAGCUACAAAAAUUAUUCUAUAAACAUAUGGUUACAUAAACAGUGUAGGGCCCCAUCUGUACUAUAUGUUUAAAGCAGUAUUAUAUCACUUGGCUUCCCCCAAGUAAUCCAGGAAACUGUUUGUUAUGGGUGCUGAGAAUUGUUAGAAAUCCCUGUUCCCCUAUAGAGCUACAAUUCCCCAAGUGGAUCAACAACCCAGGGAUCUCUGGGCAUUGUAGUUCUGUGCAGGGGAAUGGGUUUUCCUAACAACUCACAGCACCCUUAACAAACAACAGUUCUUGGGGGGAACUGAACUUUGGGGGACGCCAUGAGUGUGAAAGGACGUGGGUUUUGCUGUGGUCUAAACCACUGAGCCUCUUGGGCUUGCCAAUCAGAAGGUCGGCGGUUCGAAUCCCCGCAAUGGGGUCAGCGCCCGUUGCUCGGCCCCAGCUCCUGCCAACCUAGCAGUUCGAAACCACGUCAAAGUGCAAGCAGAUAAAUAGGUACCGCCCCGGCGGGAAGGUAAACAGUCUUUCUGUGCGCUGCUCUGACUUCCAGAAGCAGCUUAGUCAUGCUGGCCACAUGACCUGUAAAAACUCUGCGGACAAACGCUGGCUCCCUCGGCCUGUAAAGCGAGAUGAGCGCUGCAAUCCCAGAGUCGUCUGCAACGGGACUUAACUGUCAGGGGUCCUUUACCUUUACCUUUUAUGAGUGUGAAAGUGAUGUAAUACUGAUUUAAAUGUAUAGUGUAGAUGGGGCAUUAGUUAUAAUGAACUAUACAUAUUUUUUAUUAUUUUUUCAUGAUAAAGUCCAUUUUGGCAAGUAAUAGUGGCAGUGUAUGCGCACAUUGUGGCCAACUGUCACCUGAUCUGCCAUCAUCUGCCAGGGAGCAGUUUCCAAGCAUUAAAAUGUAAGACUUGAACCUUUCUCUUUGUCAACAUAGCAUUCCAAUAUGCCAAAGAAGCAAAAAGUUGUAAGAGGUGUUCAUUGUUUCAGUUAAGGAUUAAAAGUAAAAAAUUAUUAUUUGGGGUUUAAUUAUAAACUCCACUUGCACAGGCAUUGCAAGUUGCAACAUAUAGGCUGGGAAACACUUUUAGAAUAUAAGUGUAGCUUCAUCCUGUUCCUUUUACGGUGUUGAGAAAAUAAUGUGGCUUAUUUCGACUUGUAUUAUCUCAGAAGGCAUAACUGAGUGGGGAAAUUAAGAAUUUUUGUUGGUCAAUCAUAAAAUAGAAAUUUAAUUUGUUACUAAACAGUAUUGAAUUUUAAGAUGCACAUGCUGGGAAAUUAUUUAUAGAUGUGUUUUUAGCUGUUUUCCUUUGAAAGGCUUGUUGCAGUUCUGCAAGUUAUUAUUAAUGUAUUUGCGCAGCAGCAAUAAUACUUAAAUUGUUAAGAGAUGUAGGUGUAUACCAAGAUGCAUGGUAGUUAAAUAUUGGCUAAUUGAUGUGAUAAAAAGUACUGCCACUUUCUUUUUCUCUGAAACUGAUUUAUUUCUAACUUGUAGAUUGAGUCUUAAAGGCAAAGAUUUAAAACUUGCUAAGGUUGGACUCUUGGAAACCCAUUAUUUAAAACACUUCAGUGUGGUGGCAUGAUAACUCUGUUUCUGCAAAAUUAAAGAUGCAACUGAUAUCUAUAAAUGAAUUUUCUGUUAGGCAGGGGCUAAUUAGACAUUAUAUGCAACUAUGUGAAUAAAGCACUGAAGGCUUUCUUACUAGUAAAAUACUCUUUUGAAAGGAGGCAUUUCUGUUCCAAAUCUGAUUCCAGGUAUGUUUAAUCUUCAGAACGAGUUUCUGAUGAUUCAGGAGGAAAGAUGCUGAUAAUUGGGAGUGGAGAAGGGCAGAGGGAGGACUAAAUCUUUUCCACUCCAUGUCCUCACCCAAUCCCAACAAACAGCUUAAAGAUUUUAUUCUAAAAGGCUUGCAGGGUUUCUUUAUAUGCAUAUGCAUAUAAUGUUUAAUUAGACCCUAAGUGCCCAGUAUUUGUAGCUACUAGGAACAAAAUUUCUGAGCCAUCUCUUAGUGUAAGAAGAUUUGCAGUUCAGUAUCAUCCAUCUUCAUUGCGUUUGACUUUUUUGAGGCUUGAAAUGUAUAGACAGUUGUUUAGCUGAAGGACAAAGCAUGUAAGCUCCUGUCUCCAUGUGACAGUCAUGCAAAUGGCUUUUUCCUCUGCCAUGCCAUGGGUUAUGCGCUGGACAAGUUGUAAUGCUGUACCAGGCUACUAGAUGGCACCACAAAGUCUUCAUUGGGGACAUCCAGGGAGGUAGCCAGAGUUCCACCUGAUAGUUCAUUUUGUACAAGCAAGACAAGUAAGCUCUCUCUCUGUAUGGCCCUGUCAUACUUUGUUUUAGAGAGCUUUGGCUCAAAGUAGCCCCAUGUGUAUAGGUAGUCUUCAGUGCUGUUGGUGAGCAGCAAGGUUUUGAGUGAGGAAUUUGUAGGUUGCAUGGAAAUCUUUAGUAAAAGGCGAAAGAUGCCUGUUUACAUAGUCUAGAUUUGCAGAAAACAAAAACAGUGACCAUUGUUUUAUUUCUUAACUUUUGUUGCUUAAUUAAACCUCUGUUGUGCAUUCAAACUUAACUCAGAUUGUUAUUGUUUUUUUACAGACUACAAUUUCCGUCGAAGUUCAGUAAAUAACAUUUCUCCAGUUAGCGCUACUCUCUCUUCUGGAACAACCAGCAUGUUACCAUAUGCAUCCAGACCAUAUUCUUAUCCAAGCUACCCUUUGUCACCAACAAUUCCACUUGCUAAUAGCAACCAUGUUGGACAGCGUCUGUAUAUUUCCAAUCAGGCCUCAUUCUUUUGAAAAAAAAAGAGAAAAAGCUGGAUGAAAAUGGAAUACGUUUUAUUUUAUUUUAUUUUAUUUUAAAUCUAGAGUAGUUUUAGUUUUAAUCGGGUCCACGCAAUUAGUUUUGGUGAGUUAACUUUAUCCAUUUUACAGAUUGCUUAUAAAUUUACUGAAUUUGUGUGAAGAUAAAGUUUCAAACAUGUUUUUGUUUGGCAAGAGUGGGAUUCUUUCAAACGUGACAUAGUAUUUCAUCCCUUGUCUAAUUGUAGGUAAGGGAAUCCAAGUAAUAUUUUUUUUAAGUAAUUACUUUGCUGAAUGGUAGCAUUAACAUAUUUUAAGUGCCUACAAAUGUUGGUUAUAAUCUUGUUACCAAGGAUCACACUUCUUUUCUUUUCUCUUGGAGAUGGGAAACAUUAUUUAGUUAAAAAGCAAAGUAUUAUGUAAGAAGGAAAUGAUACAUAUGAGAGAUUUAUUUUUGUAGAAAAACAAAAACAAACUUAACUCCAAGUGAAUGCCUCCAAAUUUGACUUCACACAAAUAACUUAUAUACUAUUGUGGUCCUUGUAAAUCACUUUGCAUUUUAGUUGCAUCAUAAAUAUUUGUUUUAUUAAUGAAACAAAUUAUUUUGUGUUAAUUUAUCCAAUGUUUACAUUGUUAAGCAUUAUUUGUUAAAGGUACUGUUCUAUUUGCAUGUUGUCAUGUUUUUAAUGUUUAUAUCAUGUGUUUAAUUCCAUACUUGAAUGCAGACAUUUUGACAUUAAAUUCUUGCUGUAU